Antechinus flavipes (yellow-footed antechinus) is the source of this 1025-nucleotide messenger RNA. RefSeq names its product UTP23 small subunit processome component (gene UTP23). Gene Ontology annotation, cellular component: small-subunit processome; nucleolus. The record is from RefSeq and is a predicted model, not a curated record. Bases 175 to 948 code for a protein of 257 amino acids. The transcript has 3 exons. Lineage: Eukaryota; Metazoa; Chordata; Mammalia; Dasyuromorphia; Dasyuridae. Gene Ontology annotation, molecular function: small ribosomal subunit rRNA binding.
CGGGCUCAGGACUCGUGUAUGGCAAGUUUUCUUGCAGAGCUUCCGGCUCGCUGGAAGCGGGAGGCUCGAGCUUCACUUCCUGCUUAAGCCGGUUCCGGCAGUUGUUGGUGUUGCGGCUCCCGGGAGACCGGGAGGCUUCUCUUGUCUCUCUCGUGAGCGCGCCGCCGACCAGCCAUGAAAAUCACGCGGCAGAAGCACGCGAAGAAGCAUCUCGGCUUUUUCCGCUACAACUUCGGCGUCCGGGAGCCGUACCAGCUGCUGCUGGACGGCACCUUUUGUCAGGCGGCGUUGCGGGGCCGCAUCCAACUCCGCGAGCAGCUGCCCCGCUACCUUAUGGGAGACACUCAACUCUGCACCACCAGAUGUGUAUUAAAGGAAUUAGAAUCAUUGGGGAAGGAGUUAUAUGGUGCAAAACUAAUUGCACAAAGAUGUCAGGUUCGAAGUUGUUCACAUUUCAAAGAUGCAGUCAGUGGUGCUGAAUGUCUCUUGUCCAUGAUUGAAGAUGGAAAUCCUCACCAUUUUUUUGUUGCAACACAGGACCAAAAUCUGUCUCUUCAAAUAAAGAAAAAACCUGGAGUUCCUCUCUUGUUUAUCAUUCAGAACACUGUUGUUUUGGAUAAACCUUCUCCCAAAACAAUUGCCUUUGUCAAAGCAACAGAAUCAGGUCAUCUUUUCUCUGUCCACCAAAAACAGAACAUUAAGAAACUCAAAGAAGAACAAGGUCUAGUGAAAACCCCUGAACCAAAAAAGAAAAGAAAACGCAAAGGUGUGAGUGGUCCCAAUCCUCUUAGCUGUCUGAAGAAAAAGAAGAAGGUGCAAGAUUCAAAUCAGUCUUCUGCCCCUGAAAAGAAAAGAAGAAAAAGAAUUCGUAACAGAAAUAGAGUGAAAGCACUUUCUGUGCCAUCAGUGAGGCAGAGCGAAGAAGUACAGAGCAACUCUGUGCAUUAACUGAACUGGAAAACUUUUAGGGACUGACUAAACUUCAUUUCUAAAGCAAAAUAAAUAAAGUUUAUGAUUUGUGUCAA